CGCUAGCUUAACGGCCGACAACUGCGACUGCACACUGCACCAUGGUACAGCUACUCUGCAGUCAGAAGCUGGUCUCGCCGUCGUGAUUGAUCCGCGAGACGCCGCCAUGGAUUGGCUCGCCCAGCUCCCCCGUCUCGAGAAGCGGGUGCUCGGCAUCAACGAGAGCGAUGACCCAAGGGUCGGAUCCGGACGGAACGACAGCGACGGGGGCGGCACCCUCGUCCACUUCAACCCGAAACCAAAGGAAGAUGAAGCGGCAUCGCUGCAAUCGUUGGGCAGCACUUUCUACCCGGUCCUCAUCUACUCGGCCAUCUGCUUCCUCAUUUUUCUGUGGUUCCGCCGGAAAUGUCGCCGUGUCUACGCUCCCAGGACGAUACCGUCCCUCCGGAACCCUGAACAUUCGAGCCCGGAGUUGCCUGGCGGCUGGUUCGACUGGAUAAAGCCCUUCUUCACCAUCACGGAUGACUACAUCCUCAACAACUGCUCGCUCGACGGCUUCUUCUUUCUCCGCUUCCUCAGGGUCCUGUCUAUCAUCUGCCUUGCCGGCGCCUGCAUCGCCUGGCCCAUCCUGCUGCCCGUCAACGGGACCGGCAACAACGGAAUGCAGGCCCUCGACACUCUAACCAUAGGAAACAUCAAGCUAGUCAACAAGCUCUACGCCCAUGUCGCUGUGGCAUGGUGUUUCUUUGGCUUCAUUCUGUUCAUGAUUUGCCGGGAAUCCAUCUACUAUGUCAACCUGCGCCAGGCCUACUUGCUUUCACCAAACUACUCCAAACGGCUCUCCUCAAGGACCGUCUUAUUCACGUGCAUUCCAAAAUCGUACCUCGUCGAGGCAAAGCUGCGGAAACUGUUCGGUGACUCGGCAAAGAACAUCUGGAUCGUCAAGGACACGAGCGCCCUGCGAGCCCUGGUCGAGGACCGCGAGGAGAUUGCAGACCGCCUUCAACAAGCUGAGGUCAGACUGAUCAGACUAGCAAACGCCGCACGCCAAAAGCAUCUCAGAAAGCAUCCGGCAUCUUCCACUUUGAAUACCCACCUCAACCAGGCCGGGACCUCCACGCCCGACGACCCGUUGCAGAACGAUGCAGAAAAAGGUCAGGUCAUUGACAACACCAUCCAGUUCGCCGUGCGCCAGCUGUCCGUCCUGGAUAGUCCGGCGCCGGACAAGCCAGCAGAUCCGGAAUACACGCACCCGUACGGCCUCGAUCCCUCCCUGCCGGAUGUUCGAGGCUCGGUGGCGGCCAUGUGGAUUCCAGUCCAGGCACGGCCCUACCACCGCCCGCUCACAAACUUUGGCCGCCGAGUUGACACAAUCAGAUGGACGAGGGCAAGGCUGAAGGUGCUAAACCAAGAGAUCUGGAAGCUCCGGCGGAAGUAUCGCGGUGGAGACGGCUCGUCUCUCAGCGCGGCUUUUAUUGAAUUCGACUCGCAGGCCAGCGCACAGGCGGCAUUCCAGAUCCUGGCACACCAUCAACCCCUGCACAUGUCACCUCGCCAUAUCGGUCUCCAGCCCGACGAGAUCAUAUGGAGUGCGCUGCGUAUCCGCUGGUGGGAGGCGAUCAUGCGCCGCUUCUUCAUGAUGGGCGUCAUCGCCGCGGCCAUCAUCUUCUGGUCCAUCCCGUCUGCUUUCCUCGGCAUGGUAACCAACAUUGAGUCGCUGAGCGAGAUGGUCCCCUUCCUGAGCUGGAUUCUCUUGCUUCCUGGGCCCAUCUUGGGCGUCAUCAAAGGCUUGCUGCCGGCCCUCGUCCUGUCGUGGUUGAUGGCCGCGGUGCCGUGGAUGCUCAGGUGCUGCGCCAGGGUUGCUGGCGUCCCUUCACACGCGUUGGUCGAGCUGUAUGUCCAACAAGCGUACUUCUUCUUCCAGGUUGUGCAAGUUUUCCUCGUCACGACGAUUACAUCAGCCGCCUCGGCCGCCGUCAUGGACGCCAUAAAGAAUCCGCUGAUGAUCACGGACAUGCUCUCCCAGAAUCUGCCCAAGGCAUCCAACUUCUACCUGUCAUACAUCCUCAUCCAGUGUCUUGCCGCCGGCGCCGCGCGGCUCGCCAACUUUGGCGACCUCAUCCGGCAUGAAAUCAUCUCGAAGAGCAUCGCCAACCCACGAAGACGCUUUUACCGUUGGCGUAAGCUGAGCAGAAUUCACUGGGGGAGCGAAUACCCCCGGUUCACCAACAUGGGGGUGAUCGCCAUCAGCUACUCUUGCAUUGCGCCCUUGAUACUCAUCUUUGCCGGACUUGGAAUGUUCUUCAUCAGCUACAUCUACCGCUACGGGUUGAUCUACGUGUAUGACUCGGGCCUGGACACCAAGGGGCUCUUCUAUCCGCGCGCCCUGAUGCAGCUCAUGACAGGGCUGUACAUUGCCGAGAUCUGCCUCAUCGGUCUCUUUGCCCUCAAGUUAGCAUUUCCACAGCUGAUGCUCAUGGUCAUCUUCCUCAUCUUCACCAUGCUGGUGCACAUAUCGCUCAACGACGCAGUCACGCCGCUGCUCUACAACCUCCCCCGAACGCUGGCCCUAGAAAAGGACUUAGUUCACGGUCCUAUCGCGGAGGACGAGAGACCAGGCAACGAUACACCCCAACCCGCAACCGAAACCCCUGGCGGCCUGGCUGCAGAUUACUACAAUGUCUCCGAUAACGACGACAACGACGACAAUGAACUUCCCAACGACCACCCCAACCACGACCUCGACACCGACAUCCAACUGCGCGGCAUCGAAGGCAGCAGCAGUCUGAAAUACCAGAUCACCGAGUGGGCCAAAUCACUCUUCAAAUCCAUCUUCAAACCAAAGCCCCCGCCACCACCUAACCUAAGUCCGCAACCUCAACCGGAAUCCGACCUGACCCUCAUCCUAACCCGCAUCAAGAACUUCUUGACCCCCGACCCCUCCCGACCGCCCAACCCGCUGUUAACAUUCCUCCAUCCGGAAAUCUACCAAGACUUUCGUGCCCUGCAACCCCACGUCAACCCGGAACCGGGCAACGUGGAACUGCCGGCGAACUAUGCCAAGCAAGCCUACUGGCCGCCCGAGAUGUGGGUGCCGGCGCCGAAACUGUGGAUCCCCCGUGACGAGGCGAGGGUCAGCAGGCAGGAGGUGGCGCAUUCCAAGGGGUUGGUGGCGGCGUUCGAUAGGGCGUGUUGGUUGGUUCAUCCGAAUUCUGGGGCCGGGAAGAAGGAAAGGAGGAGGAAGGUGGGGGGAUUAAGGAUGGGUGGUGGCGGGCUGGGGAGGGUGGUCUGUGACUUUGAGGAGAGUCCGUUGCAUGAGGAGAGGGUUGUUUAUUGAAUUGGAUUGGGAGUACAUCCGUCAAGAUAUAUUAUCAUAUGAUACACGUAGUGGGGGGACGGUAGUUCUCUCGGCGAAGGGCCCUGAAUAUGCGGUUUCAUAAUGAUACCAGUGGGUAGGUAGUGAGGAGUUUGGCACUUGCACAUGUGUCAAGGUAUAACUUCGUUAUUGACGGUGGUGAUGACGACGUCCUUGUUCUGUGGCGUGUUGUGUGCCCAGGGGCUGUCGGCCGACAGGACGGUGAGUUUUGCCUUGGCGCCGGGCUUGAUGAUCGGGUACGAGACGCUGGGGGU
Messenger RNA from Parathielavia appendiculata, 3570 nucleotides. RefSeq names its product DUF221-domain-containing protein. Gene Ontology annotation, cellular component: plasma membrane. Bases 107 to 3277 code for a protein of 1056 amino acids. The transcript has 5 exons. The record is from RefSeq and is a predicted model, not a curated record. Gene Ontology annotation, molecular function: calcium-activated cation channel activity. NCBI's taxonomy places the organism in Eukaryota, Fungi, Ascomycota, Sordariomycetes, Sordariales, Chaetomiaceae.